Molecule: messenger RNA, 1892 nt
Organism: Solanum dulcamara
Lineage: Eukaryota; Viridiplantae; Streptophyta; Magnoliopsida; Solanales; Solanaceae
Product: RING-H2 finger protein ATL52-like
Exons: 1
Coding region: 555-1568 (337 amino acids)
Biological process (GO): protein ubiquitination
Molecular function (GO): transferase activity
Source: RefSeq, a predicted model, not a curated record
AAGGUCAACUUUGUGAACUAGUUAUCUUAAUAUAAAAAUCACAGAAUUUCAUGAAAUAUAUAUACUAUAUAGUACUGUUUUGAGUUAAUUUAAAGUGUCUUAAACCAUAAUCAAAGCAUUGCUUACUUUGAUGAGUUCCCUACUAACAUGAUUAGUCAACAUACCACUAUCAAUAAUAAAGCAAGUUAAAGAAGGGAUAGAGAAAAAAGAAGAACAAAGGAAAAGAGAAACAAAACCAAAGAAGAAGAAGAAAACUAAAGGUAAAAUACCUAUCACAAAGCAUUCUCCCUUCCUGGUUUAUUAUUCUCUUUGCUUUCCAUUUAACUACUUUAUCUCUGCCUCGCCUCUUUCAAGGAAAACAUCAUAUUUUCUCUCUUUUUCAUUCUUCCAUUGUUCUUCACUUCCUUCUAUCUAAUCUCUGUAUAUUAGGAACAGUCCUCACUUCAACUCUUCUCAUUUCUUUAAUUUGGUUUGAUUUAGUCUGUCAAGAUUACUGUCCUUGAAGGUGUGAUGGUAAGUUUCUUUUUCUCGUCUGUUUUUCUUGAGUUCAAUAAAUGGUGCCUGUAAACAAUUCAAGAACUUGGGCACCACAUAUGAGCACAAGGGAUUGUUCUCAAGGAUUCUGCAGUUUAUACUGCCCACAAUGGUGUUAUAUAAUCUUCCCACCUCCACCUCCAUUUGACUUCCCAGCUGAUGAUGAUUCUGGUCCAAAUUUCUCUCCUCUAGUUAUCGGCAUCAUCGGGAUUUUUACCAGUGCUUUCCUUCUAGUUAGCUACUAUGUCAUAAUGUCAAAGUGCUGUGGACACAGGAUUGCUUUAGGAAGAAGGGAAAAUCAUCUUAAUGAUUCAGAACUAGAAGAGAAUGAUCCUUCAAAUCAUGAGGCAUGGAAUGUGAACACAACAGGUUUAGACGAAUCUCUGAUCAAGUCAAUUAUGGUGUUUAAGUACAAGAAAGGAAGUGGAUUAGCUGAGGGAACAGAUUGUUCUGUUUGUCUGAGUGAAUUUCAAGAUGAUGAAAGCCUUAGACUUUUACCAAAAUGUAGCCAUGCUUUUCAUGUUACAUGCAUCGAUAUAUGGCUUAAAUCUCAUUCCAAUUGCCCUCUAUGUCGUGCUAAUAUUGUGUUUGUAAAUGCUUCACCACCUCCAUUACCACCUCCAGUUAUCGAAGCUCCUCUGAUGAAUGAAAGAACCUCCGAAAACCAACCUGAAAAUGACAUAGAAAUGGGGAUCAGAGAGGAAGAUGAAGAGGAAGUUGGUCCUCCCAAGAGGUUUAUAACACAAAGUACGAACCUACUAAUUAGAAGAUCAGUAUCAAUGGAUCAAGUGUCGCGAGAUGUUUUAUCUAUAGCUGAAAUACUAAAGAUUGAUCACGAUGAAGAUUGUGAAAUGGGAAAUUGCCCGUUUCACGAGAGAGAUGUCGGGACAUCAAGACAGGAAGUUGGGGAAGAAGAAGUAAGCACAUUACCGUAUUGUGUGCCAAGUCAUAUGGGGAUGAAGAGAUCUUUUUCCAGUGGGAGAUUCAUGUUCCCUAAACGUGGAAGAGGACAAAACAUGAUCAUCCCGUUAUGAAGUUUGUUUCGACUAUAUAACCAUGUGAAUUGGAUGAUCAGGCUGAGGGAUGCUCCCUCUUCUCGUCUCGAAAAAAAAUAAUUAUGCCAAAAUUAGGAGGAUUUGUGCAUUUAUGCCAUUAGAUAAACAGUUCAUAUAAAGAAAAAAGUUUGAGUAGGUUUUUGCUUUUAAGUAGUUGAGGUUUUUGUGUGUUGUCAGCUCAUCUUUCUACACUACCAAUAUUUUUUUUCUUUGAUAUCAUUUUGUGCCCAUCACAGUUAAAAGAAAAAACAAGUUCAAAUAUAAUGUAUUAUUUCACUAUGAGUUGAUGAAAAAAAAAAAGAA